AUGUCUUUGUCGGGUACGAAAAUGGAGGAGGCCAGGAAUCUGGUUAGCGAAAAACAGUACGACAAAGCUGAACAAGUGUAUUUGAGCUUGUUAGAUAAAGACAGUUCACAGAGCAGUGCCCCAGCUGGCAGCAUAGAUGAAAAGCGCAGAAAUGAGCAGGAGACCAGCAUAUUGGAAUUGGGACAGUUGUACGUGACAAUGGGCGCAAAGGACAAGCUGCGUGAGUUCAUUCCGCAUUCUACGGAGUAUAUGAUGCAGUUUGCGAAAUCCAAGACGGUGAAGGUCUUGAAAACAUUGAUUGAAAAGUUCGAGCAAGUGCCGGAUUCUUUGGAUGACCAGAUCUUUGUUUGCGAGAAAAGCAUCGAAUUUGCCAAGAGAGAGAAAAGGGUAUUUUUGAAGCAUUCUCUGUCGAUUAAAUUGGCUACGCUACACUACCAAAAGAAACAAUACAAGGAGUCGUUAGCAUUGAUCAACGAUUUGUUAAGGGAGUUCAAAAAACUGGAUGAUAAACCCUCUUUGGUUGAUGUACAUCUAUUGGAAAGUAAAGUUUAUCAUAAACUGAGAAACUUGGCAAAGUCCAAGGCCUCCUUGACCGCAGCAAGAACAGCAGCUAACUCCAUAUACUGUCCCACACAAACUGUAGCGGAAUUAGAUUUAAUGAGUGGUAUCCUGCACUGUGAAGAUAAAGAUUACAAAACUGCAUUUUCAUACUUCUUCGAGAGUUUUGAGAGUUACCAUAAUUUGACCACUCAUAAUUCCUAUGAAAAGGCAUGCCAAGUCCUGAAGUACAUGCUCUUGUCCAAGAUCAUGCUGAACCUUAUCGAUGACGUGAAAAACAUUCUAAAUGCCAAAUAUACAAAGGAAACGUACCAAUCUCGAGGUAUUGACGCCAUGAAAGCUGUCGCUGAGGCCUAUAAUAACAGAUCACUUUUGGACUUCAAUACGGCGCUAAAACAAUACGAGAAAGAGCUGAUGGGUGAUGAAUUAACAAGAUCUCACUUCAAUGCAUUAUACGAUACUUUAUUAGAGUCCAAUUUAUGUAAAAUUAUCGAGCCAUUCGAAUGCGUGGAAAUAUCUCACAUCUCUCAAAUAAUCGGCCUGGAUACCCAGCAAGUGGAAGGGAAACUGUCCCAGAUGAUACUGGAUAAGAUAUUCUAUGGUGUUUUGGAUCAAGGCAAUGGCUGGCUUUAUGUUUACGAGACUCCGAAUCAAGAUGCCACAUACGACUCUGCAUUAGAAUUAGUCGGACAAUUAAAUAAAGUCGUCGAUCAGUUGUUCGAAAAGGCAAGCGUCUUGUAUUAG
Molecule: messenger RNA, 1302 nt
Organism: Saccharomyces kudriavzevii IFO 1802
Lineage: Eukaryota; Fungi; Ascomycota; Saccharomycetes; Saccharomycetales; Saccharomycetaceae
Gene: RPN6
Product: proteasome regulatory particle lid subunit RPN6
Exons: 1
Coding region: 1-1302 (433 amino acids)
Biological process (GO): ubiquitin-dependent protein catabolic process
Cellular component (GO): proteasome regulatory particle, lid subcomplex
Molecular function (GO): protein binding; structural molecule activity
Source: RefSeq, a predicted model, not a curated record